CUAACCCUCACAUCUUUUUCUCUCCCUCUCUCAUUCAGCCGCCUUACCCAUAUUCCAUUUCUCCCAAUCUCUGUCUCGCAUCCCUGUCUCUCCCAUGGUCUCUCUCGAUGACUCACCCUCUCCAUCUCUUAGCCCCACUCUGUUUAUCUAUCUAUAUCUCUAUCUCUAUCUCGAUCUCUAUCUCUCUCUCUCUCUCUCUCUCUCUCUUUGUAUCAGCCAUCGCCAACGGUGUGGUGGGCUCAACAACAAAGGCGAAGGCGGAGGCAGAGGCAGAGCAGGCUGUGGGUUAGGAUGUUAUAAUACACAGAGUUGUGGUGGUGCGUGGCAUGGUUGGUGGUGCAACGGGGCUUGCCAACCCUCAACAGCAAUUGAGAGAUUGGCAGAGGCGUCUCUUCCAAGAAUGCCACAACAUCGAACGCCAAAUUAGAGAUGUUCAGAGAGAGAAGGGUGUGGAAAAAGCCAUUAAAGAGGCUGCCAAGAGAAAUGACAUGGGCUCAGCCAAGGUGUCAGUGAAAAUGCCUCAAUGGACUAAUAUUGUUGCGGUGUCCAUGCCACGCCUCAAUGUACUCAUCUUUUUUAUUUGCAAGGAAGCUAAGGAUACAUUUGUUCAGAUUGAUCAUACUUUGGGCUAUAUUGUUCAUUAAGUUAGGAAUCUUUGUUUCUUUCUUGGUAUUGAUUAAAUGUAUAAUAAAUCUUGGAUACUAUAUGACAUCUCAUUGAGUAUAAGUUUUGUAAUUAUCUCAUUGAAUUUAUAAGUUUUGUUAUUUUACUCUAUAA
Humulus lupulus (European hop) is the source of this 777-nucleotide messenger RNA. RefSeq names its product vacuolar protein sorting-associated protein 24 homolog 1-like. Gene Ontology annotation, cellular component: ESCRT III complex; multivesicular body. Gene Ontology annotation, biological process: protein transport; late endosome to vacuole transport; endosome transport via multivesicular body sorting pathway. The record is from RefSeq and is a predicted model, not a curated record. The transcript has 5 exons. NCBI's taxonomy places the organism in Eukaryota, Viridiplantae, Streptophyta, Magnoliopsida, Rosales, Cannabaceae. Bases 327 to 644 code for a protein of 105 amino acids.